Molecule: messenger RNA, 1395 nt
Organism: Aspergillus ruber CBS 135680
Lineage: Eukaryota; Fungi; Ascomycota; Eurotiomycetes; Eurotiales; Aspergillaceae
Product: putative vacuolar sorting protein SNF7 family protein
Exons: 5
Coding region: 1-1395 (464 amino acids)
Biological process (GO): vesicle budding from membrane; late endosome to vacuole transport via multivesicular body sorting pathway
Cellular component (GO): ESCRT III complex; cytoplasmic side of plasma membrane; multivesicular body
Source: RefSeq, a predicted model, not a curated record
AUGAGCGAUCUACUCAACUACAUCCUUGCCCAUGAGGAUGCAUUCCGAAAAAACCGCCUACCCUCACUUUAUUCUGACUUCACGCUACAAAAGACAACGAACCCGGACGGCUACGCGGUCAAUGUGGGGGCGUGGGAACAAGCAUUGAUAAAGGCUGCGAGGCAGGGGUAUAUUUCUCGGGGCACAGGGUCAGGCCAGGUAAAAACAAACCACCUGGUCUUGAAGGCAAAUGAAUCCCUUCUGCGGGAUCUGGAGAUACCGGAAUUGGGACAGCCGGUUGCGCUUGGUACGGUGGUUGAUGAAGCAGUUGAGAAGCGGACUAUGGUCCCAUUGCAGGUAUACAGAACCAGCGGGGCAAGUCUACGGAAAAAGGGAUGGAUUGAUCCAGGGACUUUGAGCCCGUGGAAUGUCAUGAGCUGGGGUAUGAAGCAGUUACGGGGAAUUGUUGUUGGUUCAGAUGGCUUGGACUCCGCAGCACCGUUGCGAGGACAGGAAUUGGUCCUUGUCGAGAAUCUGCAGGAGGCGGCAAGCCGAGUGGUAAAGCAAGCCACAGCUCAGGCUUCGUCAAAGAUGGACCUCGUAAAUUCUAGAGAGGGGUUCAUGAACGAAUAUGCGGGAAUACUGGAUGCAGGCGUCGAUUUGUCCGAAACAGAUUUUGAUGUUCUAUUGCUCUAUUUAUCCCGCGACAGCGGUUCUAUUGCCUAUGAUGGCAAGACGAUCAAGUUUAGACCAACACCGGAUACACCAACUGAAAUUACCCAGCAGGAUACAACAAUUGCGUCUAUUAAGACACUCAUGUGGACCAUGAUCAAACAAGCGGAUGCUUUAGAAGUGAAGAUUGCCGAGUUAACUGCGACUGCAAAGACGGCGCUGAAUAACAAAAAUCGGAUCUCGGCACUUUCUGCGGUGCGCUCCAAAAAGCUUGCUGAGCACAAUUUACAGCGCAGAUUCGACACCCUGGCACAGCUGGAGGAAGUCUAUUCCAGGAUCGAACAGGCUACAGACCAGGUAGAGUAUAUCCGUGUGAUGGAAGCAAGCACAGGUGUCCUCCGAGGGCUUAAUACUCAAGUCGGCGACGCAGCCAAGAUCGACGAGGUCGUGGAUGAGUUGCGAGAGGAGAUGUCCAAGGUGGACGAAGUUGGAAAUAUCAUGAGUGAAGCUGGUCCCGAGAUUGAUGAGACUGAGAUCGACGACGAACUUGAAGCCCUUGAGCAUAAGGACCAGGAGGCCAAGGACGAAGAAGAGGCGGAAGAAACCCGCAAGAAGCUUACCGAACUGGAAAGCUUGGAACGGACUACCAAAGAGGCUGCGCGACCAGAACGGGAUUUGGAUUCGGCACUAACGGACAGGCUCUCGCAAAUGUCGGUCGAGGAUGUUCCCGGUGCUGCCCAUUAG